Molecule: messenger RNA, 1278 nt
Organism: Saccoglossus kowalevskii
Lineage: Eukaryota; Metazoa; Hemichordata; Enteropneusta; Harrimaniidae
Product: sialate:O-sulfotransferase 1-like
Source: RefSeq, a predicted model, not a curated record
AUGAGACGAUGUUGCACGCGAAUGAUACGACGCUCGGCAAUAAUUUCAGUUGUGACUGUUACAGCUUGGAUAAUAACCGCAUUCCUCUUUUCCACGGAGCUCGUUGAGGACGUUAAUAUUCUUGCCUAUACGCCUGGACGCGACGUGAAAUCAAACAUUGACAUUUGCGAAACAAAGACGUUGAUCGCACCAGGAAGUCGACCGUUGGUGGCGCUAGCAAGUUUCCCUGGCUCUGGCAACACAUGGAUCAGAUAUUUAAUCGAAAGAGUUACUGGUUAUUACACUGGGAGUUUUUAUUCGGACGCGGUUCUUUUUCGUGCAGGGUUUCGAGGUGAAAAAUACGAUUGGCUCGAGAGAAAUACCAUCGUCGUUAAAACACAUGAAACAGACAGUGAGCACGUCGAUAAGUUUGACGCCGCUAUAUUAAUUAUCAGGAACCCUUACGACGCCAUUAUUUCAGAGCGUCACCGGCAGACUGGUGGAGGUCACGUGGGCUUUGCGAAGGAAGUCGAUUUCACGGAUUCUGGGGGAUGGAACGCCAUGGUUAAUGAUUAUCUGCAAUAUUGGGAAGGUAUCACUACCUUGUGGUUGCUACGCGACUUUCCUCGGCUGGUUAUCCACUACGAAGACGCGUUAGAGAACACCCAACGAACAAUGUUUGAAAUCACGAGGUUUCUGAAUAUUUCGGACAGUGAGGUGCGAGCCGAUUGCCUGAUACAGAAAACGGAGGGCCUAUUUCAUCGAAAAGGGGCGAAUUUCGUAUUUUCAGCUGACCCGUUUUCAGAGAGUAUGCAGGGCACCGCGAUCGCAACAUCGUUGACUACAACACCUCUAAUCACCACAAUGUAUAUCCGGACAGCAGCGCUGAUUAUCGGCAUCGUUAUUUGUAUGGUACGGGCUGAUGAGCUUCCUGUACCAGCUGAGGGUAGUGGAGACGGUAAUAAUAGCCAAAGAGCUGAGCCGCUUUCAGUUGCAGGUCUGGGACCAAUUCUCAAGAUUCCGGAAGAGACACUUAAGAAAAUGGAAGAGUUGAGGGAACGCCUGAAAGUUCAUGGUCCCCUGUCUCCGUUUAAAUUAAACGACGGAUUUAAACUGGGUGCAUCAGCCCCUCAUAUUAUGGAUAUCAGCGUCGACCUCCCCCAGCAGCACGUGGACAACGACAUCAUUCAGCCUGUUGGUGAAGGCGCACCAAAUCAGCAAGGGCGACAUGAUGACGCUGAUGGCGCUCAACGUCCUGCUGACGCGGAUGCUGACAGCGAAGAUGGCGAAAGAAAGUAG